AUGGACUGCGAUAUCUGCACCAAAGCCCUUACCACUUCAAGCGACUGCACCUGUGUGGUGUGCGCGCGAAACUCGAUAUAUCCGCUUCGCAUCGAGCAGGCAACCGUGCUGAUAGAGAAAGAGAAGCUUGCAAGGCAGGUCGAAGCGGUGCUGAAGGGCACUACAGGCUCAGCACUGCGAGGCUCGGACAGCUCCGUCGAACCUACGAUAUCGCUUGGAACGUCGACGGGAGGAACAAUUAUUGACAGACAUGAGUGUGCUAAGAAAAUCGACAUGGACCGCGUUCUGGCGGAGACGGAGGAGGGAAGAGAGCGUGUGCAGAUGAUCACUGACAAGGCAGAGGAACUCCGACGAGAGAUUGAGAUGCUCAAGAAGCAGCGCGCCAGUAAGCAGGCUGCCAUAGCGAAGAAGAAAUCUGAGAUAGCGUCAGCUACACAUGGCCUUGCGGAGCGGCGAGAGAAGGAGAUGGAGCAUGUGCGCAGGAAGAUCAGCAGCAUCAACCGUGCGUGGGACGUUAAGCAUGAGGGGACUGCUGCUGCGAGAGCAUACCUGUGUCGAGAAGCCGCCUUGCUCAUGGGCUUGAAGCACGCCAAACGAAGAUCGAGAGACGGCAGCGUCAAAGAUGUGUACUACCUUGGGCAGAACAAGAUAUUCGACCUUCGAGACCUGCAUUUGGCCCAACCCGACCCGCUCUGCAGCUCCCUCAGCAACAUCUCCAUGCUCCUCGUCCGCAUCUCCCACUAUCUCGCCGUCCGCCUCCCCAACGAGAUCACCGUCCCACACCGCGACUACCCACGGCCAACCAUCUUCAGCCACAGCAACUCCUACCUAGGCCACAACGUGCCCUUCCCCGGUACCACGCCCUCCCAGUCCACAUCCAACAGCCCCGAAGCCUCGCGCUCCCUCCCCGAACACGACCAACACCUGCCCCGACCGCGCGCCCUCUACGUCGACCGCCCGCUCCCCCAGCUCAUCAAGGAAGACCCGACCGCAUACCACAAGUUCCUCGAGGCCGUCUGCCUGCUCGCCUGGGACAUUGCCUGGCUAUGCAAGACGCAGGGCCUGACAACAGCCGACUUCUCAAACUGGGAGGAAAUGUGCCCCCUCGGCCGCAAUCUGUAUGCCCUCCUCAUCACCCAACCCACUAGCAGCACCAUACCUCUCAACAGAGACAUCGCACGCAUAGUCGGCAAACCAGCCCAACCGCACCCCCUAUCCCGCUCGCCAACCUCCACCUCCACAACCACAACCACACCCACUACCACAUCCACGCUCAAAUCCUCCUCUUCCUCCCUAGGCCACCUCUCCCACGGCACAGCACACUCCUUCCUCCCCGUCGCCGGCACAUCGAAAUCCUGGCGUCUUGCCCCGGCGCCCAGACUCGUCGACGGCGUCAAGAGCGCCCUGCUGGCUGAGAUGCAGGGCGCGGAGUGGGAGGUGCUGAGAGAGGACGAGUGGGCUGAGAUGAAGAGGGAGAUGGAGAUGCGUGAGGAGGAGAUGCGUGUGGAGGUGGAGGAGGAGCCUGUUGUUGUUGGCGCGUCGUCGUUGGCGCGGAAAGGUGAGGAUGGUGUACUGCGGCGGUUAGGGAGGGGGGGUGGGAGUGUGUUGACGACGGCUACGGCGACGACGGCGAUGACGGUUGGGGAGGGUGGUGCUGGGGUGGUGAGCGGGGUUGAUGAUGGAGGGGAAGGGGAGAGUACGAAGGAGACAGCGAGAGAAAAAGAAAAAGAAAAGGAGAGGAGAGGAGUAAACGGCUGGAUGAAGUUGAAGAGUCGCGCGGGUGGCGAGGCAGCAGCAGCAGGGGGAGGAGCAAAGUGA
Molecule: messenger RNA, 1818 nt
Organism: Pseudovirgaria hyperparasitica
Lineage: Eukaryota; Fungi; Ascomycota; Dothideomycetes; Acrospermales; Acrospermaceae
Exons: 2
Coding region: 1-1818 (605 amino acids)
Biological process (GO): SNARE complex assembly
Cellular component (GO): lytic vacuole; endosome
Molecular function (GO): SNARE binding
Source: RefSeq, a predicted model, not a curated record